This is a messenger RNA of Hylaeus anthracinus, 3388 nucleotides long. RefSeq names its product integrin alpha-4-like. Gene Ontology annotation, biological process: cell adhesion mediated by integrin; cell-matrix adhesion; integrin-mediated signaling pathway. Lineage: Eukaryota; Metazoa; Arthropoda; Insecta; Hymenoptera; Colletidae. The transcript has 10 exons. The coding region runs from base 247 to 3312 and encodes 1021 amino acids. Gene Ontology annotation, cellular component: external side of plasma membrane; integrin complex. Gene Ontology annotation, molecular function: integrin binding. The record is from RefSeq and is a predicted model, not a curated record.
UGAAUUUAUUAUCUUUACUUUAAUUUGAAUUUCGCUGUAGAUAUUACAAACCAAUAUUGACUCAUUCUUACAUAAUGUCACUGUGGUUUUCACAUAUACCUGUAUAUCACUUCCUUCCUGUGAUAUAGAACCACUUUAAUUCUUGUACACAUAGUUUUAGGAUUAGUACAUGUAGUAUUUUCUGACUUAUAGUUUCCCUAAUAUUAGCUGCUGUUAGUAUUAAACUUUAGCAUACCUUUAUCAACAAUGUUUAGUAUGUGGAUUUUUGGUUUUACACUUGUAAGUUUGCGAUAUAGUGUAUUGACAUACAAUUUGGAUGUUAAUAAUGCUGAAGUGUUUAAUAGUCCUACAAUUUUGAUUGAUAAACGAAGCAGUUAUUUUGGAUUCUCUGUUGCACUUUAUGCAAAUAAAAAAGACUCUCUGCUGUUGGUUGGUGCUCCUAGAGCAAAUACAACUACAAUAAAGGGUGUAAUUGAACCAGGGGUUGUAUAUCAAUGUCCAAUUAAUGAUACGUGUAAAGAGUGGACUUUCGAUAAAACUGGAAAUGGUCGACACGAACGGUAUCCCGAUAUAUAUCAGAAUAAAAAUAAUGGAUGGAUCGGUGCAGCAAUUGCUGUAGAAAAUAGAAGUGAUCCUAGAGUUGUGGUUUGUAGUCCACGAUAUAGAAAUAAAAUGUUUAUGAAUGGUAUCUGUUACUGGAUAGCAGUUAAAAACAUUGAGUCUAAAAAAUUGAUUGGAACAAUAGAUUUCAAGUUGGAAAGGGUAGGACAGGCUGGUUUUUCAUUACACAUUACAUCCAAUGAAUCACAACAGGCUCUAUUAGGUAGUCCAGGUAUAUUAUUAGGGAGAGGUAUACCCAUGUUAGUUGUAAAAUCACUUGACAAUAAAAUGCAAACACUAAUUCCUGCAAUUGAAAACGGAAUAGUUACGCAUGAUUCGUAUUUUGGUUACUCUGUAACAUCUGGCUGUUAUUUUAAACAAGGAGAAUUGUGGUUUGCCUCUGGUGCUCCAAGAGCUGCAGAUAUGCAUGGAAAUGUUAUUAUAUUUAGAUUUCCUAAUGAAAGUAAACAACCUUUACUAGUGAAAAAGAAGGUAGCUGGUGAGCAAUAUGGUGAAUACUUUGGAGCUGCUUUAUCAUCAUGUGAUCUUAAUGGUGAUGGUAAAGAUGAAUUAAUCAUUGGUGCCCCGCAAUGGGCAAAAGACAUAAACGAGGGUCGAAUAUAUGUUUUUAGCACUUCUUAUAAUGAAAUUUUUGUAAAACAAUUAUUUGAUGGAGAAGUACCUGAAAGUCGAUUUGGUUCUGUGAUAACUUGUCUAGGAGAUAUUGAUUAUGAUGGUUACGCUGAUAUUGCUGUUGGUGCACCAUACGAGAAGCAAUUUGGUGCAAUAUACAUUUUUAAUGGCAAUAGUAAUGGAUUACCUAAAUUUUAUAGUCAAAAGAUAAUUGGCAGACAAUUUGGGGAAAACGUUCGGGGAUUUGGAAUUUCAAUUUCAGAACCUCGUGACAUAAAUGGUGAUAAAUAUUCUGAUAUUGCUGUGGGAGCUUAUCUCUCAGAUCAGGCAAUUUUAAUUAAGUCUAAAUCAGUUGUUAAAAUAACAACAAAUUUAAAGUAUUUAGAGAAAGAAAAAUUACUAAGCAAUUCUACAUUUUUUAUUAUCAAUGUGUGUACAUGUUAUGAUACAAUAAAUGAGCCUAAAUAUCUCCGAAUUGUUAAAUUUUUAAAAAUUGAUCAAAUGUAUGGAAGAGCUUUGUACCAUGAUGUAGGAGGUAAUAAUGGUAGUGUGUACAAAUUUUAUGAUAUGUUACACAAAUCUAAAACUUUAUGCAGUCCAAUUAAGCUAUAUUUAGAGAAAAAUAUUAAAAAUGUAAUAGAUCCACUUGAAAUAUCUGUAUCAGUUACUUUAGAGGAAGAAUCACAAUCUAAAAAUAAAGAGACUAAUUCGCAUGUUCCCUGUACAUCUUGUCCAGUUAUAAAUAAAUAUCUGUCUAAAACUGAAGAUUUUAUCAAAUUGCCAUUUACGUUAGAUUGUGGGGAAAAUGAUAUUUGUAUAUCAGAUAUUAGAGUAGAACUUUCAACGAACUUAGAGUUUGAUAACAAAUUUAUCAUUGGAUCUACAACCACUGUCAAAUUUAUGAUAAAUGUUUCUAAUUAUGGUGAACCAGCAUAUCAAUCUAAAAUAUUUGUAUAUAUUCCGGAAAUAUUAUCGCUAGCAAGUGUACCUCUUUCAUGUAUGGAAAGUUCAUACCUGCAUAAUAUUUUAGAAGUAAUUUGUGAUAUUGGAAAUCCACUUAGACAAAAUAAAACAUUAAUUUUGGAGUUGGAUAUGAGCAAAGUUCAGUUUGGUAUCGAUCAUGUAGAACUAUGGACGAAUUUUACAACUCAAAGCAAACGAAAGGACUCACGCAACACGGGUACUUUGUUGACUAUCUAUUUCGAUGUUGAUGUCGACGUAGUGGUAGCAGGGAAAGUAAACGGUGACUCAUACUCGUAUUUUUAUAAAAACGAAAAAGAGCAACUCACUAAUCUCCAAUUCGAGCAUAUUUAUGAAGUUCAAAAAUUCGGUGUUAGUCCAAUUGACAAAGUUAUACUAGCAAUUAGUAUGCCAACUUAUUGGAAAGAUUCUAGUGGAGAUAUACCAAUUAUUAAUAUCAAUAAAACAAUUGGUCAAAUGAAUGGACAACAAUUUAAUUGCAUGCACUCAAACUAUACACCUUCCACGUCUUUAAUUGAUAGACCUAAAAUUCCUCCUAUAAAUUUUGAUUUAGAUACACAAGAAAAAUUUACAUUGGCAACUAAUUUUUCAAUUAAUUUGCCCCCUGAGAAUAGAUCAGUGUACAUUAAUUGUACGAACACUAAUGUACAUUGUACAUAUAUUCAGUGCAACUUGGGUCCUUUUACAGAUUUUUCAUCUGUUGCUAAACUUUCACUUGUACUGGACCUUUAUCUCAUAAAUUUGAAAUCAAAUAUGAUAGAAGAAAAAGAUAUCAUACUUUUCGUGUCUAAUGGAAGUGUUAGCAUUAUGCAACCAUAUAAUAUCCAUCAAAAAUUUGGACACAAACCUGAUAGCACCAUUGUAACCACAAUGUUUUUAGGGUCACCAAUAACUAAGCCAGUUGCUACUUGGAUAAUAGCUUUAUCAAUUAUUAUAGGAAUUGUGUUGCUCAUAUUUUUAAUUUUGGGACUGAUUACAAUUGGAUUUUUUAAUAGAACAAAGAAGGAGGAACUUGAAGCAUUAAAAUCUAAAACAGAUGAAGAACAUAAUAUUAUCCUGGAAACAAGUUCAUGUAGGAAAGUGCUUGACGAAGAGUAGGUUUACUAAUAGAGACAAAUAUUCAAAUUUAUAUAUAUAUUUCUUAUUUCUUAUGCAUUAAGUAAAUAGAAUGAAU